AUGGGCAGGAAGAUAUUGGGUUGUGACCCCAUCGCCAGAUUCGUGAUUCCCGGCAGUAAUGACCCGACCUGCGUUGAGUGCUGCAAGAUCACUGAAUAUGACGUGGACCAUACGGUCCUGGAUUGCGUGGACGGCGCUAGACCCCUGAAGAGUGUCCGGAUGAUGGGCUGCUAUUUAGAACCCCGCACGGUCGAUGGGCACAUCAUGGACAAGAAAAUUCUCGAAUACACCAACUCGGGAUCCAGGAGUCCGGGGCCGGCUGCUUACUGCGUGAGGACCACGAUCGGACCACAAGCCACCGAUCCAUCGAUCGAAAAGAACCCUGCUUACUCGAUGCCCGGAAAUAAAUCCAAAAAUGCAUGUGGGAUCGGCCCAGGACCGGCACACAACACGGUCGGACUUAGCCGCGUAGGCCGUCACCGAGUGCCGGGUGGCCCUUUCGGUCUGCGGGCCUUUGGUCCCGGGUUGGACUGCACCCCUAGCCCUGCCGAAUACUGCAUGAAGUCGUCGCUUUUAAAUAUUGGCCAUCGGAUGGGACCAAGGCCUGGCGCGCGGGGCGGUGGGUACUGUGGACCGGCGCCGAACGCUUACUUUCCGUCAUGCCAUAAUGGCUGUGGGCUGAAAACGUCGCUUGGACAGCGGUUAAAGCAGCCCAAGGUGUGGCCGACGCCCGGCCCCGGACAGUACGAUUUACCGCCAGCCGAUCUGUAUCUGUCUGGCCGGUUUUCGACUGGAAAAACGAUUGGCAAGAGACUUACCAACGGCUGCAAACAAGUGACACCAGGCCCAGGCGCGUACGACGCCAAAGCCAUGAAAUGCUGCACCAGGUUCACUUUCGGCCAAAGGUAUCCGGACACGGUACCCACAUUCAGCGUCACGGCCGACAACCAACACUUCCGGUGUUGA
Macrosiphum euphorbiae (potato aphid) is the source of this 906-nucleotide messenger RNA. The record is from the annotation of a GenBank genome assembly. Lineage: Eukaryota; Metazoa; Arthropoda; Insecta; Hemiptera; Aphididae.